AUGGCGGAGCAGGAGGAGGAUUUUUCCCGUGCCGUGGUGGCUGCUUUCCCCGGUGACACCAAGCGACGGGCUGAGCACGGUGGUGAUGCUAAGGCUGCUGGGCAGUCCCAGGGAGACGGCAGCCAUCCGGCGGCUGGGGACGCUCGGAGGCAUCAGAGGGGACGUGCGGAGCACCGGAGACACACCAUCACCAACGGCGUGGACUUCAGCAUGCUGAAGAACAUGAAGGAGCUGGAACAGGAGAAGGAUUUCCUGCUGCAGGGUCUGGAGCUGGUGGAGCGCGCCCGGGAGUGGUACCACCGGCACAUCCAGUUCAUGCAGGAACGCCAGAGGCUCCUGGGGAAGAACAAGACCAGUGCUGAAUUCCUCCCAGAGGGCAGUCAGAGCCACCUGGGGCUCCUGGUCCCCAAGCUACAGGAGGUGAACCGCUGCCUGGGCGAGCUCCUUUCCACCGCCGGCCAGGAGGUGACCGACAAGAGCGAGCGCAUCACCCAGCUGGAGCAGGAGAAAUCUGCCCUCAUCAAGCAGCUCUUUGAGGCUCCUCUGCCUGUCCCGCUGUCGGACACCGGCUCCCUGGGGCGACAUCCCGAGUGUGAACUGCACUUCUCCGGGGCUCUUGGGGUGGUCCACGCCUGGGUCCCGUUAGACUGGUGCAUCCCAGGAUACCUCCUCCUUCCCGCCCAGCUCAGUGAUGAUGCCUGA
Molecule: messenger RNA, 702 nt
Organism: Opisthocomus hoazin
Lineage: Eukaryota; Metazoa; Chordata; Aves; Opisthocomiformes; Opisthocomidae
Source: RefSeq, a predicted model, not a curated record